UAACCCGCUCGCCUUCACCCACAAACGCCACGCCGCCGCCGAUCAGCCAACAACCCCACCAAUCUGCUUCCACCCCGAGCUCGGAAGCUUCCGGAGCCUAGGGUUCCCGCCCCACAUGGCGCUCCUCUCCGACGACGCCGAGUUCUACCUCCAGGUCGGCGCUCUUUGGGUGCUCUCCGCCACCGUCACCAUCACGAUCCUCAGGGGCUGGAUCCGCGGGCACGGCUUCCGCCCAAACACGUCCCACCUCUUCGUGCUGAGCUACAGCUUGGUGCUCGCCCAGGACGCCCUCCGGCUGCUCCUGGUCCACGGGAACAUCCCCAAGCCCUACCGGUGCAGACGAUGCCCCGGAGACGCCAGCGUGCCGGCAGUCCGGGACUGCAUUCUUCUGGCGGCACUGUACAGCCGGGAUCUCGCGCAGGUCGCCGACCGCUGCUUCACCAUGCUGCUGAUCGCGGGUGUGUCGUUCCUGGGGGAUGCCAUUUGGGGGGAAAGGAUGCCACCAAGUCCGAGUGUUCCUGAAAGGAGGGAUCUCAGUAAAGUUGGAGGCAUCGUUAUCGAGAUUUCAAUGCUCAUUUCCUGCGUUUUGUCGUGCAUCCACGGUUUGCCCGUCUUGCUUCAAGACUACAUGGCUGCUGCAGCGAGUGGCAGGGAUACUGCUGUGGCAUAGCGUUUGGAUACCCUAACAUCCAAGACCUUUCAAGAAUGCUUAAUUUUGUAUGAACUAAACCGGC
Messenger RNA from Panicum virgatum (switchgrass), 734 nucleotides. RefSeq lists its product as uncharacterized. The coding region runs from base 116 to 670 and encodes 184 amino acids. The record is from RefSeq and is a predicted model, not a curated record. The transcript is spliced from 3 exons. NCBI's taxonomy places the organism in Eukaryota, Viridiplantae, Streptophyta, Magnoliopsida, Poales, Poaceae.